Messenger RNA from Balearica regulorum gibbericeps (East African grey crowned-crane), 1148 nucleotides. NCBI's taxonomy places the organism in Eukaryota, Metazoa, Chordata, Aves, Gruiformes, Gruidae. The record is from RefSeq and is a predicted model, not a curated record.
AUGCUGUAUGACCGCAGCGGGACAAAGCUCUUCUUUUUGGUUGAGGUGGUUCUUUCAGCCAAGGACCCUUCCCCGAGCCCUCCCGCGUUCUCCACCAGCCAGACCCCAAGCUCGCUGUGCAUCCUCUCCCUGGGCGUGCUGCCUUCAUCCCAGCUUCUCUCCCCAGCGUGCAUUGAUGACGGGGCAGAGGUGACCAGGGCCGCGGGCAGUUCUGUCACCUUUCGCCUCCAGAGCCUGGAUGGACAAGCCGCAGCCUGGAGCUUUCACAACAAUGUCAUAGCAACCGUGAUAUUCGGCAAUCCUCCUGAAGUCAUCUUUUUUGAUGACAACUACAAGACACGCUUGGCCUUUACUGAGAAUGGCAGGGCGCUCACCAUCAUCCAGCUGAGGAUGGAUGAUGCUGGUACCUACACUGCAAAGAUCUCAGGGGGAAAAAACACCUUGUACCUACACACCCUACACAUGUACAGGGAGCUGGUGGUGCCAACGGUGACCUGCGUGACGCAGAACUGCUCAGCCGAUGGCUGCAGCUACACCCUGCACUGCACUGUCUCGGGCUCUGGCUCUGACUUCGGCAACGUCUCCUACGACUGGAGCACGGGGGACCAGACAUGGAGCAAGGGGCCCAUGGUGCUGCUAGAGGAGUUGCCCCAGGACAAGCUACUGCUGCUCACGUGCACGGUGCGAAACCCCAUCAGCAGCCGCAACAUCACAAUCAUCUCGCCUGCUGCCCUCUGUGCAGGUAACAGCCACGGCACCUACUCCAUCAGGCAGGCUGGAAUAGUGGCCAUAUCGGUGAUCGUAGUCGGAGUGCUUUUAGCAGUGGUUAUCUUCGUGAUCUACCGUAAAUGCAAAGGCCAGAGGAUCUUCUGUUUGCCUGCAGCUGAGGCUAUGAACACAGGGGCCAGAGCAGAGUACAUGACGGUGUACGCCCAAGUUGGCCCUUCCCAGCAGGAGCACCUGCAGAGUUUCUCGAAUGCACAGCAAGACAACACAAAGAUGUCACCAACCCCCAGUGUGGACACCUCCAAGACCAUCUAUUUCACCAUCCAGGGUGAGUUGGUGCUCAUGGAGAUGCAGACGGAUGAUGAGAAGAUGGACAACGGCAUGCCAGGGUGCCAGAAGUAGGAUGAGAAAAGCCUCUACUU